AUGGUUACGUUGUUCCAUGACAUGAUGCAUGAAGAAAUCGAGGUAUAUGUUGACGAUAUGAUUGCAAAAACCCGGCCUAGGAAAAGUCAUGUUGAAACCCUCAAGAAGUUAUUUGAUCGGCUUCGUGAAUUCAAACUCCGUUUAAACCCUACCAAGUGCGUGUUCGAGGCAGCAUCAGGAAAAUUACUUGGGUUUAUGGUGAGUAGUAAAGGGAUCGAGAUUGACCCAUCUAAAGCCAAGGCAAUAUGUGAAUUGCAACCUCCGUCAAUAGUGAAGGAGGUCCGAAGUCUCCUAGGGAGAUUGAAUUACAUUGCACGAUUCAUUUCCCAACUCUCUGAGACCGCUAAGCCGUUCUUCAAACUCUUGAGGAAAAACGUACAAGUUGAGUGGAAUGAGGAAUGUCGAGAGGCGUUCGAUAAGCUGAAGCAAUAUUUGAUGAAUCCCCCAGUUCUUGUCCCACCAAUAUCAGGGCAUCCUUUGAUUCUGUACCUCACAAUCCAUAGUGAGUCACUUGGCGCGAUGUUAGCUCAGAAAAGUCCCGUGGAUCAGAAGGAACGAGCCAUUUAUUAUCUCAGUAAAAAGUUCACUGUCUUAGAGCUAAAAUAUUUUGAUGCUGAAAAAACUUGUGCUGCGUUAGUAUGGGUAUUGCAUAGACUACGACAGUAUACCUUGCAUUACCAAACGUUUCUCAUGACUGAGAACGAUCCCAUCAAGUAUUUAUUUCAUCAACCAGCUUUGGUGGGUAAGCUAGCCAAAUGGCAGGUCUUGAUUUCGGAAUUCGACGUGCAGUUCAUGCCACAAAAAUCAGUUAAAGGCCGAGUAAUUGCUGAUAUAUUGGCUGAGAAUCCUAGAAUCUUGAAUGAUGAUGAUUGUCCUUUGGAUGAUCGUAUUUUGGCCAUAAAUGAAGAUGCAUGGUCUAUGUUCUUUGAUGGAGCCGCCGCAAUUGAAACGGGAGUGGCCAAAUUGAAAGUAUAUGGAGAUUCUGCACUGAUCAUACUCCAAACCGUAGGUGAAUGGAAGACCAGGGAUGCCAAAUUACUACCGUAUCAUAAGUACCUCGAAGAGUUGGUGAAGGAGUUCGAUGAAAUCUCAUUUGACUACUUGGCUAGAUCUCAUAAUCAGUUCGCCGAUGCCUUGGCAACGUUGUCAUCUAUGUUGCAAGUUACUAAUGGUUUGGAAGUUGAACCUUUGAAAAUUGAGGUUCUAGCCAAACCUUCUUAUUGCAUGGCCGUGAAUAAAGAGCUUGAUGAGAAGCCAUGGUAUUGCGACAUCAUGAGCUAUAUCCAAAAACAGGAAUUUCCUGAAGGGAUCACUCCAGCCGAUAAAAAAUACAUAAUGAAGAUGGCCUCAAAGUUCUUUGUCAGUGCAGUUGAGCCCCCGUUCGUCUCCGAGCGCGCCACCGUCUCCGCCCGCCACCGCUGCUUCUGCAAGCAGCACUUCCGCAGCCGCGAGCACCAGCAGUUCACCCACCACCGUGACCUGCAGCCCAAUCCCGUAGCCUUCCGUGGGUCUGCUCCUUGUGUCUGCUCAAUCGUGCAGCAAUCCGACCCCUGCUGUGCGACGCUGGUCACCCCCGUGCGAACACCGCCACGCCUCCGCCUCUGCUCCACCACGCUCCCACCGGCGACCCAGCGUUCAGAGCCCACGCCGACGCUGCCCGGAGCUGAAGACCAGCAACCUGACGCUGCAACCCAAGCCGCUCCACCCAGUCGACGCCCAGCAGCUCGCGCCUACGCUGCUCUUCGCUCAAACACCAGUAGCACCGUCCCGAAUACCUGCACUCGCAACCGCGCCUCUGCACGCCUGCGACCCAGCCACGACGCCGCUCCUGUUGUCCCUCAUCCCGUCCGUCUGUGA
Molecule: messenger RNA, 1857 nt
Organism: Eucalyptus grandis
Lineage: Eukaryota; Viridiplantae; Streptophyta; Magnoliopsida; Myrtales; Myrtaceae
Exons: 3
Coding region: 1-1857 (618 amino acids)
Molecular function (GO): nucleic acid binding; RNA-DNA hybrid ribonuclease activity
Source: RefSeq, a predicted model, not a curated record